AUAUAUUUCCAUUUUAUUUUCUUUUUCUUUUUUAAUUUCUCACAGAGGGAUGUUCUUGAUCCCCUUUAAAAUGCUUUUUAUGGAUCAGUAAGAUUUUAGUUUAUUUCUCUUAAGAAAAACAUGCCAAAGAAAGCGGUGGACAAAUCUAUAAUCUUUGUUUCACCUACCUUACCUGUCUGAACUUGUGAUCUUCUCUUCUCAAACCCACAUUUUAUUUCUCUAUUCUUUUUUUUCAUGUUCUUUGAUCUAAUUUCAUACUCCUGCUUCAUUCUCUUUCUUUGCUCUCAUUAAUGUUUCAAGAUUUCUUUUCUUUCUUCCCAUUUGGGUAUAUAAAUAUAUCAUUACUCUCUCAUUCUAUCAAUCAAAUUUCUUACAAUUUCUUGAUUUUUCUGGGUCCUCUCUAAACACUUGCAUUGUUAACUUUCUUUGGAUAGUUUAAAGUUAAUUCUCUGCUCUUGAACACCGUACAAUUCAUUAUUACAGUAUUACUGCUGGCAGCUACAGACACUAUAUAACACUUACCUUGCACCUCUUUCUCUCUCAAUUUCUUGCUUACUCAUCAAAUCAAUUUCUACACCUUCAUUUCACAUCUGGGUUCUCUUCAAAACUCGUACUUCUCUUCUGGGAUUUUCUUAUUUUACGUAUGGGAUUUAUAUGAUUUAUUAAUUAGCAUUAUAUUGGUGAUGUCUCGUUUUAAAUCACAGCCUCCUAGUUGUUGCUCAGAACCAUCUUCUUCUUCUUCUGUAGCAUCAACUGAACUAAAGCUAUACCAAGCUUUCAUCUUUUCUGUUCCAAUCUUCUUCACUUUCGUUCUCCUCUUCUUGUUUUACUUGUUUUAUCUUCGCCGCAGAAGAGUUGAUUGGGCCUCACUUCGAAUGAGAGCUAAUUUGCAAGGCAGCGAUAAUAUCUUUAGACAGGCUGAAUUGGGCUUGAAGAAAGAGGUGAGAGAGAUGUUGCCCAUUAUUGUUUACAAGGAGAGCUUCUCUGUUAAAGAUACACAAUGCCCAGUAUGCUUGGGGGACUACCAAGCAGAGGAUAGGCUUCAGCAAAUACCUGCAUGUGGUCACACAUUUCACAUGGUGUGCAUUGAUCAUUGGCUUGCCAAUCAUACUACUUGCCCUCUCUGCCGCCUUUCCCUCGUUGCACCUGCUAAAGUUCCAACUGAAUCACCUAAUAAUCAAGUAGAAGCUGGUCAGGAAUCUUUUGUGGCAGUGAGUGGUGGUGAAACAUCUGCUCAAUCAGGUUCAGGGCCAGGUUCUUGUGGAGAAUCAAAUUCUAGAGGACUCUCCGAACCAAGGAAUGAAGACUCUGGAACUGCUCAUAGCUCUGCUGAGGAAGAGGAAAGAAGAUCCCAAUCUGCUGAUCAGGGGAAAGAAGUUAGAGAUGAAAAGAAGGAAUCUGAAGAGCGUGAAAACAUCAGAGAAGUAUCUCGGAGCUGAAGCUCAAGGAUGAAGUGAGAGAAUGGAGCUGACUAUGCCUUAAUGGACCUAUUUACUGCCUCACCUAAUGCUGUCAGAAUGAAAAGAUUGCGGAAAACCUUCUGAAAAGAUGUUGACAUUGCAGAUGCAAAAUCCAUUUCUUUUCAUUAAGAAGGGAGCUUUCCAAAGGAAUAGCUCCUUGAUGACUAUGUCAGGAAAUGCGGUUGCCAUUGAAAGCAUAAUUGGUGGAUGUAGUGAGAUAGGUGCAGGGCAUUGCAGGUUAGCUGCCAUUCUAUUUGCACAUCAGGUUUUCUUUUCUGUAUUUAUAGUUUAGCUGUGACUACUGCCUUGUGUGUAUGAUGUAGGUCAGGAGUGAAAUUCAAUAGUUAGUGAGGGAAGUGUACAAUUUUCUUUAAAAGAUUUUGUUGACAAUUUUUGUUGCACGAUAUUUUCAAACUUCUUUAAUCUGGCAUGUCUUCAGCACAUAUCAAUAUUAUAACAAGGAUAGAUAUUAAACUA
Molecule: messenger RNA, 1937 nt
Organism: Ricinus communis (castor bean)
Lineage: Eukaryota; Viridiplantae; Streptophyta; Magnoliopsida; Malpighiales; Euphorbiaceae
Product: RING-H2 finger protein ATL7
Exons: 4
Coding region: 684-1439 (251 amino acids)
Biological process (GO): protein ubiquitination
Molecular function (GO): transferase activity
Source: RefSeq, a predicted model, not a curated record